Porites lobata is the source of this 2269-nucleotide messenger RNA. The record is from the annotation of a GenBank genome assembly. Lineage: Eukaryota; Metazoa; Cnidaria; Anthozoa; Scleractinia; Poritidae.
GAAUCAAAUUUUGGCGCGAAUGUCUUUUAAGGAAAAGAAAAUUUUGAAGUACGUCCAUGUUCAGAUGGCGCUUAAAAAAAAAAAAAUUUACAUGUGUUGUUUUGCGAUGAAAUACUGCUAGCUGGAGCUGCCGUACCUUUAUUUAACAGCUACAAAUAAUAAAGAAUUUACUGGUUAAAGCUCCUUGACUUCGUUCUAAGCCGAAAGCGGUGAAAAAAAUUAGGCUGAAGCACCAUAUUUUACGAACUGAAAGGUGUUGUGAAAGCGAACAUCGCUCAGAAUAAUUCGCACGUUUCUGAAGGAGGAAUUACAGUCAAACCAGGUCAAGAUUCCAUUCAUGAAUUGAUUAUUUGAAAAGUGAACCCGUUUGUCGCUUCUGUAACUUGUAACCGGUAUCAAAUUGCAUUCACAUGAUCGGUGAAUUUUUGACUGCAACUUUUUAGUAUACGAUGAGAUGAAAAAUAUUUCAAGGGAUGAAAUUUCUAUUUAGGCAUUCUUCAAAUUCAAGAAACUGAGCCGGCAGAAAUUUUACAACGAACUCGCGUGUGUAUUCACUGCUCAUUACGCAAGCAAAAAAUGCAGACUGAAAUCAACAACCGCUAACGGAUGGCGGCAUUUUGGCCAAUUGGAAUAGCGCAAAUCAUCCGUAUUGUUUCCUAUCCAAUCAGAAAAAAGUCCAGAUUCUGGCUUUUUUGCAUGUGAUCCAACAAAGAAAUGUAUCAUGCCCCCUUCCCGUGAGAGUCAUAAAGGGAUAAUAGGGAGAGGGCAUGAUCUCAGGCUAAGGAAGGCAUUGCAGAGCUUUGCGAAAGAAUUCGGACGGGGUGUACGACAACAACGAACGAGAGACCAAAGAAAGUGUUGGUACACUUGCACUUGCUCUGAGUAUGUUCAGAAGGAAUGCGUCGGCACAUGGAGAAGUCGAUUUGCUGAAAGAGGUUCAAGGGAGUGAAGGACAAACUACAGUUCAAGACGCAGCCGAAGAAUAUGAGAUUAUUUAUUCAAAAGAGACUUAGUUGCUCACAACCACAAUUACAAGAGGUAUAUCAUUCCUUGCUUCCUUGCAGUUCUUUUAAAAGAUCUCCACCAUAACGCCGGGGGACGCAUUCCUGAGAUCACAUGGGUUUGAGAUGGCUGGAACAGUCAGAAGAAGAUCCCGUUGUAUACCAGACUGGGCACCGUGACGAUAGAAAUUCACCCAAGUGUAUCAUCGGGAAGGUUCAAAUAAUAAAAGAUGGAAACAACUUCUGUUUGAGCUGCCUUGAAGAGCAACGCCUAGUUGCAUCGCUCCAGGGGUCAGUCGAAUCAGAUGAUUCACCUGCGUCAGGUGGUGACGAAGAGGAAGGGGAGCAAGCUCAGGGGGACAACUUUUCAGAGCCAAUUAGAUUUGAAGCAGGAAGGAGUAGGUCUGGAAGACCUGCAACCAGAUAUGUCCUCUAACAAUCUAUAAUAGUUAUUAAGCCAGGAAAAGCCAUUAAUGGGCUUGACACAGAAAAGCUGUUAAACUGUAGAACCUGUGGCUUGCACCAUUUAAUUUUUCUACUUCAUGUAAAGCAGGUAUUUUUCUAUUGGUAAUUGAUCGUGAUCCUCACUGUAACACACACAGAGUGAAAGAGGAAAUUCACAUAAGAGUGCACUCUCACAACAUCAACGGGGAUAGCAGAAUAGAAAGUCCAGAAGCUUGGUUGCCCUUAAUCAAGAAACACAGCAAUAGGAGAUCCGUACGACAACGGACCAGUGAGGCAAAAGCUCAAUACAAACAACGGAGUAAGAAAUGCACCAAUCUCAGUGGCUAAUAAUCGACCAACAAGAACCAGAGCUUGGAGUAAUAUAAGUUCACGUGUGACCAGUCGACGAAGACUAGCAAGCCAAGGUCUUUAAGUGUUGCUUUUCUAAUGAACACUUGAAGUACGCAGUUGAAAUGCCGCGAUCUACAUCCUUAAGUGACUGAAUCGUGAGACAAACGAUUACACUUUAUUAACAUCAAUAUUGUAGACCAGUAACACGGCCGACGUGAAAUUUUUGGUUGCAAGAGUCUCUUUGGAAAUAAAACAUCCAUUACCCACAUCAUUGCACAGAUCGGACAUUGAUUAACUGGACAAGUUAUCUGGGAAAGCAGAUGUUCGUCCGGUACAGGAAUUGGAAAUCUAGAGGAAGACCUUAGUUCAGAAGUACCUUACAGUGACAUUAAUUCAACCGGGGACCAACCAGCGCUAGCUGUGUUUGCUGUUUGACUAAAAAUAUAUUUAUUCGAAUUUUUUAUCCAAAAAUU